Babesia sp. Xinjiang is the source of this 984-nucleotide messenger RNA. RefSeq names its product putative transferase (gene iba57). NCBI's taxonomy places the organism in Eukaryota, Apicomplexa, Aconoidasida, Piroplasmida, Babesiidae. Gene Ontology annotation, cellular component: mitochondrial matrix. The coding region runs from base 1 to 984 and encodes 327 amino acids. The record is from RefSeq and is a predicted model, not a curated record. The transcript has a single exon.
AUGAUACUCGGUAGGUUGAGCGGCAGGGCAGUACUGACGCUCGCUGGGCAAGACACUUUCACCUUUCUUCAAGGACUUACAACGAGUGACAUAUCAGUUCUUAAUAAGAGUAAUAACAAGCUACUGGGAACGUUGUUUUUAGGGUCCGACGGCAGGAUACUGUCAGAUGGACUUCUUUGUCGUCACGGGGACAAGUUCUUGGUGGAAACCGGAGUAGGAAACGUAGAUAAUCUCUCAAAACUAUUCUUACUACGUAAGGUGGCUGCCAAAAUCGACUAUAGAGUGGACCCAACUUGCUUCGUAUAUGGAUAUGUCCCUAGGGGACUAUCGUUCCUGCUGCCAGCUGGAGCAGACAUGACACCAGUGGGCAAUAGGGCGCCUAAGUCAUCAGAUUAUAUAUCAAAUAUCGCCUUAUUGAACAGACGGUACACAUUCAAUGGGCCCACAGACGGAGUGCAGGACCUUACUGAGGUGUACAGGUUGCACUUGGCCCUGAACGGGUUCGGAUUACCGUUGGUAAAAGAAAUUAAGGGCCUAAAGAUACUGCCACAAGACAUGUUAUUGCACAAAGUUGGGUUCGUAUCGCACAACAAGGGUUGCUAUGUUGGCCAGGAGAUUAUGAACCGUGUUCUUAAUGGUACAUUGACACACAAGUACAAAAUGAGGUACGUGAUACGCCGCGAUCACGUUGAUGCGCGAGAAGAUGAGGCAGUGCAGUCUCCAUAUUUUGUUGCCUGCGUAUUAUAUCGCACCCUUGCUGACCAGUUUGGUGACGCAAAGGCAGCAAGCAUUAUUAGCAACUUGGUGAAUGGUGACGUAAAGGAGAAUCCUAAUGCGGAAUUUGACUCCAGUGUCGUUCGAGUAAUAUAUUAUUCAACCGGUUUCGGUCUAGCGUUAAUUCCUCAGAGAAGAACCGAGAAUCGUGAUGUUUUGAUAGACGGCCAAGAGCACGUAUGCCUUCCUGUUCAACUUCAGUUGAACUAA